Messenger RNA from Chaetura pelagica (chimney swift), 457 nucleotides. RefSeq names its product anaphase promoting complex subunit 16 (gene ANAPC16). The record is from RefSeq and is a predicted model, not a curated record. The transcript is spliced from 3 exons. Gene Ontology annotation, biological process: protein ubiquitination. Gene Ontology annotation, cellular component: anaphase-promoting complex; kinetochore; cytosol. Lineage: Eukaryota; Metazoa; Chordata; Aves; Apodiformes; Apodidae. The coding region runs from base 19 to 351 and encodes 110 amino acids.
AGGCUGGGCCGGGGGGAGAUGGCAGCCUCUUCCUCAUCCUCCUCAGCUGGCGGCGUCAGCGGCAGCUCCGUCACGGGGUCGGGGUUCAGCGUUUCGGACCUGGCACCCCCCCGAAAAGCCCUCUUCACUUACCCCAAAGGAGCUGAGGAGAUGCUGGAAGAUGGCUCAGAAAGGUUCCUCUGUGAGUCUGUCUUCAGCUAUCAGGUGGCAUCUACAUUAAAGCAAGUGAAACACGAUCAACAAGUGGCACGGAUGGAAAAACUAGCUGGUCUGGUGGAAGAGCUGGAGGCAGAUGAGUGGAGGUACAAGCCCAUAGAGCAGCUCCUGGGAUUCACUCCCUCCUCGGGCUGAGCGUGUCUGGAUCACUGCUGUCAGGGAGCAGAAGAAAAACAUGCUCUGGCCUGGCUUGAAAACAUCCCCACCAUUUUAUCAGGAUGCUGCACCAGCAGGACUGGGC